CCUGACUCUAAGCUUGUUUUCACUUCUCUGUCAUUCUCACUUCAAGGCUUAUCUUUGUUAAACAGAAAGCUACUUUCCCAAGUCCAUAAUGACUUCCAAGGUCAAGGUUGCUGCGAUUCAAGCUGAACCUGUCUGGAAUGACUUACAGGGCGGGGUUUCCAAGGUCAUCUCACUGAUCAAGGACGCCACCAAAAAUGGCGCCAAUGUGGUCGGUUUUCCGGAGGUAUUCAUCCCUGGUUAUCCAUGGAGCAUCUGGGCCAACUCGGCCAUUGAGAAUGUGUCCUUCAUGAACGAAUACUUCGAAAACUCCAUGGAAAGGGAAUCGGAGGAGAUGGAGCGCAUCAAGGUGGCUGUCCGCGAAGCGGGUGUGUUUAUCGUUCUGGGCUAUAGUGAACGGUACCGAGGAUCAUUGUACAUUGCCCAGUCAUUUAUCGACCCUACUGGUACCAUCGUCCACCACCGACGCAAGAUCAAGCCGACUCAUGUCGAGAGGAGCUAUUGGGGAGACGGACAAGCAGACUCCCUUAAAACGGUAGCCCCCAGUGCUUUUGGGAACAUUGGAGGACUUAAUUGUUGGGAGCAUACCCAACCGCUUCUACGGUACUACGAGUAUGCUCAAAACGUUGACAUCCAUGUUGCAAGCUGGCCUUGCUUGUGGAACAUUCCAUCUUGGACCUAUCAUACUUCAGAUGAAGCAAGCAGCCGUUUCAGUCAAGUUAUGGCCAUGGAGGGUGCUUGUUUUGUUCUUGUUUGUACUCAAAUCCAGACGCAGGAGGGGAAGGUCAGGUCCAAGUUGCCGGACUUUGACUGGAUGAAGCUUCCCGGGGGAGGUUUUACGGUGAUAUUUGGCCCUGAUGGAGUUCCGUUGACAGAACCAUUGGAUCCUGGAGUGGAAGCGAUCGUGUAUGCGGAUAUUGAUCUGAGAGAUCGGAUCAAGGCGAAGCAGAACCUCGACACUGUUGGACAUUACUCUCGUCCUGAUCUUCUAAGUCUGCGGGUCACGACUGAAGCUGCAUCCCCUGUUCACUUCAACUAACACUAAACUGCUAAAGUACAACAUUUAUCUUAUAUGGAACAAUAGUAUAAAUGAUCAUUACAGGUUGUAUAAUCUCACCCAAUAUGCAAUGACUUAUCCAUGCAGUUCCAUUCAGAAACUACUUUAUAGUAGCAAUACUACAUUCUAGUAAUUGUCACGUUUCAUAUACCUAAGCUACUCGGAUCUCGUCAUAGCCCUUUACUCUUUGCAGAGCUUCGAGUGGGCU
This is a messenger RNA of Aspergillus caelatus, 1262 nucleotides long. Its product is annotated as carbon-nitrogen hydrolase family protein. The record is from RefSeq and is a predicted model, not a curated record. Bases 89 to 1036 code for a protein of 315 amino acids. Gene Ontology annotation, molecular function: catalytic activity. The transcript has 3 exons. NCBI's taxonomy places the organism in Eukaryota, Fungi, Ascomycota, Eurotiomycetes, Eurotiales, Aspergillaceae.